Messenger RNA from Mytilus californianus (California mussel), 1112 nucleotides. RefSeq lists its product as uncharacterized. The record is from RefSeq and is a predicted model, not a curated record. The transcript is spliced from 10 exons. Lineage: Eukaryota; Metazoa; Mollusca; Bivalvia; Mytilida; Mytilidae. The coding region runs from base 74 to 1042 and encodes 322 amino acids.
UCCAAUGUAGAUAUAAAUAUAUAUAUUCAUAUAAAAAGGAAGUUUUAAAGAACCGUUAAAAGUAAACACUUGAAUGAUUAUGCUGAAAGAAGACAUAAAUCGUACAGUUCUACUUUCAUUGAUUUUCAUAAAUGGUCUCAAUUCAUGCAAUUUUGAGAUCUGCUUUACAUGGAAGGUAUCACCAGAUAAUCUUACACUUAUCUGUAAAGUUCAUAGCUUGAAAUACCGCGUCCGAAUCCAAAACCCCUACCACAUUCAAGUAGCAGAUUGUUUUCCGGCUUUUGGGAAAAGCAUAUGCGACUCUACAUAUAAAAAUGGUACUAUCCACCAGGACAAAAAGAGCAAAACAACAGUGUAUACCGUCAACGGAACCAUAGAUAAUCACGUAAAUGGAAUUUGGACAUGCAUCCAUGGAACUAAAAUAGACAAUGCAACUGUUGAUGUAACAGUUUUUAUACAUAAAGAAUAUAAAGUUAACCACUCGAUAAUUGUUAGACAUAAUAACGGACGUAAUGGAGUAGGAGUUAACUAUUCUGAACCCACCCGUAGUAAUCAAGUUGUAUUGACAGAUUAUGGUUGUAUCUUUCAUCUCUUGUUGUCGACGUUCGUAUGCUAUUUUGGUUUUAUGAUUCUUAUAUGUUGUAUUAUAAAGUUCGCUGAUAGAUGUUGCAAUCUCCGAUUAGAUGAGACAAUAUGUGUGUGUUCGUACAAAUGCUAUAUAUUUUGUGUCAGAAAAUUCGAGGCUGAAACUGCUAAACAAUUGAUAAGGAUUUUUUCAAUUUUGAUACCAGUAAUAAUAUUUGGUUUAGUUGUUAUAAUUGUAAACAUCGAGAACUGUUCGUCAGUAGGUUUUGUCCUCUGUCUAGUUCCAGGAGGUUUACUAGGCAUAUUAAGCAGCACCUGUGUCAUGAUAAGACAAGAUGAAACAGCAAAUGAAAUACCACAGGUAAUUCCUAAUAAUGAUAUUCAAGGUGACGAUACACCAAGUACAUCAUGUAUUCCAAAUCUUGCUGAUAAGGAGGACGAUGGAGCCACCGUCUAGAAUGUUUUUCUCUUUCAUUCAUUAUAUGCAUUCUAACAUACAUUGUGCAAUUAAAGAAUGUUUGCCAUUA